This is a messenger RNA of Fulmarus glacialis (Northern fulmar), 1230 nucleotides long. RefSeq names its product Ras association (RalGDS/AF-6) domain family member 6 (gene RASSF6). NCBI's taxonomy places the organism in Eukaryota, Metazoa, Chordata, Aves, Procellariiformes, Procellariidae. The transcript is spliced from 11 exons. Gene Ontology annotation, biological process: signal transduction. The record is from RefSeq and is a predicted model, not a curated record. Bases 205 to 1230 code for a protein of 341 amino acids.
UCAGCCGCUCGGAGGAAGGAAAGUGGGUAGGUAUAUAUUCCCGACAUGCACCGAGGUGCGGGGAGUGUCCUGGGUUUCUAGCACUCCCAGUUUGUUAAGCAAAAUAGUAAUUAACAGCUCUGUGGGUUCCAUGAAGUAGCAGAGGUAGCUGUCAGCCAGUGCAACGCUGUCAUGCCUUGUCCAGGAUUCAUCUCUUCGGAAUAAAUGAAGAGAGUGACUAUGAAAGCACAGCACCUACCUUCUAUUUCCAUCAAUGAGGAGAAGUUCAUAACCAGGGAGCAGCUCAGUUCACUUCUGAAAACUUAUAACUCCUACUAUUCUGAUCAAGAAAAUCUGCAACUGUCACAUAAUCAGCGAGAAGGAAGCAAACCAUGUAUUGAAGGAAUCUUGUCAAUAUUUUGGGGAGUCCGACAUCCUAUCCGAUUAAAAAUUCAGGAUGAGAAGCAGAUACCCUCUUUUGUAACCCUGAAGUCAACAGAGAACGUGGGUUUGUUCCCUAGCAAAAGGGGGAUGACACGCUGGGGAGAAUUUGAUGAUCUACAUCAUAUUAGCGGGGAGACAUUGAAAUCUACUGAAGAAAAUCCAAACCUUGAGAAAAGUUAUUCAUGUUAUGAAAGCCGCACUCUGAAGUCCACGAGCGAGCAGGAACAUGAUUGUGCUACCCUGCCCAGGGCCGUCAGCAAUGCGGCGGCCGUGCGGAAGAGGGCCAAGUUGCCCACAAUAGCGAGGACAGAAGUAGAAACUCACAGGUUUUCAAUUAAUGGCCACUUCUACAACUACGAGACAUCAGUUUUUACUCCAGCUUUUGGAUCAGAAACCAAAAUAAGAAUAAACAGCCAGAUGAGAACAAGACAAGUAAUAGAACAAUUGCUUCGAAAGUUUAAGAUAGAAAACAGCCCACAUGAAUUUGCACUUUACAUUAUCCAUGCGUCCGGAGAAAAGAAGCAGCUGAGGAGUGGAGACGUUCCCUUACUGCACAGACUCUUGCAGGGGCCCUCGGAGAAGAUUGCCAAGUUUUUUCUCAUGGACAGGGAUGUGGAAGAGAUUAGCAGUGAUGUUGCUCAGUAUAUUCCAUUUCAUCUUCCCUUUUUGGAGUCAAUUCUGCACAGAAUAAAUGAAGAAGAACAACAGGAGAUUCAACAGACAAUUGCAAGGUACCUAAAAGAGAAGCGUGUGAUAUGCCAGCACCUUCAUAGUCGAACUGUUAAAAAAACAGAGACUACUGUUUGA